Molecule: messenger RNA, 1665 nt
Organism: Jatropha curcas
Lineage: Eukaryota; Viridiplantae; Streptophyta; Magnoliopsida; Malpighiales; Euphorbiaceae
Product: oxygen-dependent coproporphyrinogen-III oxidase, chloroplastic
Cellular component (GO): chloroplast stroma; cytoplasm
Molecular function (GO): coproporphyrinogen oxidase activity
Source: RefSeq, a predicted model, not a curated record
GACUAAUACUAGUAGUUGUUAGCAGGAGAAGCAAGCGGUCAAAAACCGGGGGAUAAAGGGGAUCCUUAUCUGCUUCCAACACGAACAAGAGCUUUUCAUUGUUCCUUCUCUAUAUGAGCGAGGGGGACUCCCACCUGGGACAUAGUCGAAGAAAUACAAACAUUUGACAUUGAGAAAUUGAUUGCGAAACCAAAUGCCUCACGCAGCCUUGUCAUCUUCUUUAACCUUUCCCUUCUUCCCACUUUCCUCACCUUCUUCUACUUCUACAUCUACUUGUUUUCUGGGCAAACUCUCUGGCAAUUUUAAUCCCAAACAACUCCCAUUUCCUUUUUCUUCUUGCCUUAAAUUCCACAAUCAAUCCUCUCUCAUGAUACGAUCUGCCGUUUCUAUCGAGAAGGAAACUCCCGAAACCGAGCGCCCGGAUACAUUUCUCCGUGAAACUGAAGGAGGAGAUGUGCGAGCCCGCUUCGAGAAGAUGAUAAGAGAAGCCCAGGACAGCGUGUGUCAUGCCAUAGAGGCUGUCGAUAAAGGUGGAAAGUUCAAGGAGGAUGUCUGGUCCAGACCGGGAGGUGGCGGAGGCAUCAGCAGGGUCUUACAAGACGGCGCUGUUUGGGAGAAGGCUGGAGUCAAUGUGUCUGUCGUCUACGGAGUGAUGCCCCCCGAAGCUUACCGGGCUGCUAAGGCUGCUUCUGCUGAUCAAAAGCCUGGACCUAUUCCAUUUUUCGCUGCUGGGAUCAGCUCUGUAUUGCAUCCAAAGAACCCUUUCGCCCCAACGUUGCAUUUUAAUUAUCGUUAUUUCGAAACCGAUGCUCCCAAAGAUUCUCCUGGAGCACCUAGGCAAUGGUGGUUUGGUGGUGGGACUGAUUUGACUCCUGCUUACAUCUUUGAUGAGGAUGUCAAGCAUUUCCAUUCUAUUCAAAAAAAAGCAUGUGACAAAUUUGAUCCUGCUUUUUAUCCCCGGUUCAAAAAGUGGUGUGAUGACUACUUCUAUAUUAAGCAUCGAGGCGAGAGGCGAGGACUUGGGGGAAUAUUUUUUGAUGAUCUAAAUGACUAUGAUCAAGAGAUGCUUCUUUCCUUUGCCACUGAGUGUGCAAAUUCUGUGGUACCUGCAUACAUUCCUAUUAUAGAGAGAAGAAAAGAUAUGCCAUUUACUGAACGCCAUAAAGCAUGGCAACAGCUACGAAGGGGUCGCUAUGUGGAAUUUAACUUGGUUUAUGAUCGCGGUACUACAUUUGGGCUGAAGACAGGUGGUCGAAUUGAAAGUAUUCUUGUUUCUCUACCACUAACGGCUCGGUGGGAAUAUGACCAUAAACCUGAAGAGGGGAGUGAAGAGUGGAAGCUAUUAGAUGCUUGCAUCAACCCAAAAGAAUGGAUCUAAUUUACCUAAAGAUAAGCAUAAUCUUAGCCCUUUUUUCUUUUUCUGUUUUUCCCUUCCUUUCUCGUAUGUUCUGUGUCUUGUUUAGCUAGUGUUUUUUGUAGCUGCAAUAAUAAGUUUAGCGUCUUAGCUAGCUGAGAUCUACUGUAAUCUACUAAUUAUGAAAGGCAAUAGAAGAUUUGGUUGUGAAACAGUCUGUAUAUUUUAUUGCCAUCUUUUUAUGAUUAUGAAAAAACAUUCUGGCAAAAAGAUGAACUUCCGCAUGCUUUGCUGCAUGUUGGAGUUGGAAA